This is a messenger RNA of Solenopsis invicta (red fire ant), 2903 nucleotides long. It is a transcript of the gene scramb1, whose product is annotated as phospholipid scramblase 1. Gene Ontology annotation, molecular function: phospholipid scramblase activity. The transcript has 8 exons. NCBI's taxonomy places the organism in Eukaryota, Metazoa, Arthropoda, Insecta, Hymenoptera, Formicidae. Gene Ontology annotation, biological process: plasma membrane phospholipid scrambling. The coding region runs from base 429 to 1190 and encodes 253 amino acids. Gene Ontology annotation, cellular component: plasma membrane. The record is from RefSeq and is a predicted model, not a curated record.
ACGUCACGUCGUCGCGCAGAUCAUCGACUGUGCGUGUACUCUAGAUGUCGUAGGCCGCCGCCGCCGCCGCCGCCACCGCGCUUCGAGAGAUCUCCGCACCACGUAUAUGUGCGCGGAAGACCCCAGAAGACCCACGGUGUGAUAUGGUUUAUUGCGACUCGCACCGAGUGUGACGAGAGUCGAGUGUGACGUCCAGCGCCGUUCCGUGCGCGGGGUAAAAUUGAGAGGAUAAGGAGGGGAGCGGGAAACGAGGGAGACGAUCAGGCGAGUGGCAACCCUUCGACCACCGGAUGCGAGUGUCACUCUCUCAUAUCGGAGACAACACUAUCCGCGACCUUGCCGAGAAACAACCGUGGUGAAGAAGGAGGAGAAGGAGGAGUGAGUUGCAUCUCGUUACGUAGCGACAGGUAGAAGCCGGAAGUAGAAGAAUGAGCGACCAAAAGUACUAUGCACCGUAUCCUCCGCCGUCGGGGUUGGGGAUGCAGCCGCCAGUUGCAACAGCUCCACCGCAAGCAGAUGGAUCAGGUGGUUGGUCGCAGCCGAAUACGACAUAUCCACCCGGUUUGGAAUCCCUUAUGGGCCUUGAUUAUCUUUUCGUGAACCAGAAAGUUGAAUUGCUUCAAGCUUUUACUGGAUGGGAAACUAAAAACAAAUAUGUCAUUACGGAUAACAAGGGCGAGUUGGUGUUUUACAUGGCCGAGGAAUCAGGAAUAUGUGCGCGAUUGUGUAUGGGAAGCUAUCGUUCCUGUGAAUUCUACCUUUACGACAAAAAUCAGCGAGAGGUUCUUCGUUUGGUUCGACCCUUUAGAUGCGACGGUUGCUGUUGUCCUUGCUAUCUGCAGGUUCUAGAAGUAUAUUCCGGAAGUACUCUAUUGGGCAGCGUUACUCAAGAGUGGACUUGUUGGCGGCCGAAGUUCUAUGUUCGCGACGCAUCCGGCGAACCAGUAUUGAUGAUAAAAGGACCACUUUUGCGUUUUUGUGUUAACGUAAUCUUUAAGGUCAAAUCUAUGGAUGAGAAGCAUCGCGUUGGCGUGAUUCGGAAGCAAUGGAGUGGCUUUGCUCGAGAGAUGUUUACAGUUUCCGAUAAAUUCGGCAUUAACUUUCCACGCGAUCUCGAUGCGAAGAUGAAAGCCGUGUUGUUGGGGGCGACUGUUCUGAUAGACUUCAUGUAUUUCGAGCAGGAUCCUUAAGUUAAUCUAUUUUAAUUUUUAAACAAAAAAAACCAAAGCGACUUGUGCCUAUUAAAGAUAUGUUUUAUAAUAUAUCGAGUGCCUUGCAAAAUUUAUAACUAUACAAUGCAAUUGUAAAUUAGAAUGAGCGGCAUGUACACAUACUCAAGAUGGAAUCUUAUAAUCAUGAAAACUGUGAGAUUAUAACUAUAACUAUAUAUUAGUCAAGUACUCUUUUAAUGGUUUGACAAAUAAUGCUUAUAACUUUUAUGUACAAUUAAACUGUAUUUGAAUAUAUUUUCACUGAGUUUAUAUUCGCACAAGAGUAAUCGAACUUUUGCAAGUUUGAUCUCGGAAAAAAAGCUCUCUCUUAUAAACAUAGUGCAACUAGGUAUGUUCCACAGUGCCUAUCCAUAGUUAUAGCGUUGUUCAUUGAUUCGCGAUGCUUCAGUCUUGCUUUUCUCUAAAGUCUUUUAACUAUCAUACAAUAUAACAAUGAACACUAUUUUUUUCAUACCCCCAAUCACUUUUUUAUAUAUAUGAAUACACAAAUGAAUGACAAUUGUUACUAGAUUCAGACUAGCCUAUAUUCGUUUGCUAUGUGUAAAUUGUAGUUUCGAAAUUUUAUAAACAUAAUUUUUGUAUGGAUAUUUUAUGUGAACAUUUUUACACAUAUAAACAGCAUUUAAGAAACAAACAUUUAAAUUGUAUACGGUAAUAUACAAUUUUUGCAGCGUUGUAAUUUCAAAUUUCAGAUAUUUUAUUACUUGUGCAAUAAGUGCUCGUGUACUGUGUAAGUUAAAAAAAAUGUUUAUUUAAUAAAACUGUAUGACGUUUUUCUUGUUUGUACGUUUUUUUAUACUGAAAUAAGAUAUUUGGCGUAAGUACUUCUAUAUUAAUUAUGUCAAUAGUAGAUAAACACUAUUUUGUUAUACAUACAUACACAGACACAUAUAUAACAAUUAUGUUGAAAUUACUUAUUUUUUAACAUUAUAGAUUCAUAAAUUGAAGAUAUUUCACUGUGUAAAUUGUUCAAUGGAUUACAAUGGUAAAAAGUAUUUAAAAAUGGAUUAUCUCAUAAUAGUAAAAAAUAUAAAAAACCAAAAAUUAACAAUUUAAAAAUAUAUGACACAAUAAAUUCAAAAGAUUAUGAUAGAUGCCCGCAGGAUUUUUGUAAAAUGGUUUAUUAGGAAUGAAUAAAGCCGAAUAAAAUUCAGGAGAAUAAAACACGCAACGAAAUAGAUAAUGUGUAUGUCUUUUUAUUUUCGUGUUUCAUUACUUGUAUUCUCACCGUACAUCUUGUCGAAUCUGUUGGUAAUACACUGUCUCUAUAAUAUGCCGCAACGCUUGCUCGCGUGUAUUUUGUAGUGCGUGUUAAUAUCCGUCGCGCAGAUGUUCCUUCUUGGCCACUCACCGUCGUAAAAAAGAGAAUGAAAAAACAUGAAUGUCGCUCUCUCCACCAUCCGCAGACUAGAAGAUCGCAGAGCACUAAGAACAGCACUCCCGCGACCUUUGAUGUUCCGUGACGCUCUCAAGAACACGGACAAUUUAAAAACCGACAUCGUCGAACGAUUAUCUCCUAAAACAGCGACGACGUCUUCUCUCAUUUCCCUCAUUUUAAUUCGUUUAAUUUGACAAUCUCGACGAAUUGUAGGGGACUAGUACUAGAGCACUACUAGGUGUGUAAACGCGCGUGACUAUGUAUCAUCGAUAACAAAUGCGGUUGCGACAAAA